AUGACAACUUUCGCGAAGAUGUGGACAUUAUCGAUCUUUCUUAUGAUGCGUGUUGUAGAUUGCUCAGCAGAUUUGAAAUUUGAGAAAGAGCUAGGAGUGGCGAUGACAUUAGAGAAUGUGAAAGCAUCUCCAUACUACAAAGACAAAGUUUUAUCCAUUCCGAUUUCUGAAGAAGCUGGUGAAGAACUAUGGCAGCACUGGACGGAUCAAGCAUUUUCUGGACUCAUUUCAGCUAUUGCUACUAGAAGACUGAAUUUAGUUGAGAAAUACGACAAGAAGAAGCAUGAAAAGUGUUCCGCAAAGGCUCAUGACGUUGCGAGUCAUGCAAAAUGUCUUGUUGCUUUGGAAGGAGAUGGAUUGACAAAUCGAUUGCUGAAGAGGAAGAAGUAUUUUGAUCAGAAAAGCAGGAAUAGAAUCGAGAAAAAUUCUAAAAAAUUGCGGAAGAGCAGUUCGGAGAAGCUGUCUAGGUUGAGAAGUAUGGAAAGUUACGAGGCUUCAAAAAGUACUGUAAAUAAAACUAAAAGAAGAAGAAUUCUGAUAACGUCAUCUGAAGAUUCAGUAAAUGUCAACACGACUGAAAAUUAUUGGACGGGAACAUUUAGAACAGUCAGAAGAGCAAGACGAUCUAUUAAACAAGCUGAUACCUACACCUUAAAAUCCGAACUCGAUAGGUCAGUUUUUCAAGAAGCGAAACGAAUAAAAUCAUCCGGAAACAGUUUUGUGAAGAAGCAGAAACAAAGAGAUGGAUAUCUGCUGAAUUUUGCAAGCAUUGAGAACCAUAUUGAAGACGAGGAGCUGAAAGAAAUGAUUCAUCAACAAUCAUCGAAUAUGACAGAAGAAGGGAAAAUGAUGAUGGUUCCGAUUGAUUUGAUCCGGCAAGCAGCAAAGAUCGGAUUGGGACUCACUGGACAAAAUACUACUUUUAUGGGUAAAAAGAAUCUGAAACUUCUCAGUCCAAGGUUCAUGAGUGUGUUACCGGAAGAUCAAGAAACAAAGGCAAAUGAAAUAGAUAUCCUAUCUCCGUCCCUGUUCUCUCUUCAUGAUUCUGGAACCGAAAUUGAAAAGAAGACGUCGUUGAAAUUUCUUCUGGGAUCUGCAAUGGAUUCUGCAGAUUCUCAAAACUUUUUGGAUUUAUUGGUAGAAGCAACUGGAGUAGCUGAAGCUGUAGAAGAUGCAGAACAGAAAAUGAUAGAUGCACAACGGAAGAAGGAUGAUGCAAUGGGAAGAGGACCAGACGGACAACCAUUGUAUUUCACAAAAGAGAAUAUCACAGAGAGAUUCCCAUCGGAAGCGAAAAAGAUUGAAUUAUUCGAGGAAUUGGAUAAAACAUUUUCAGUGGAUCAAUUGAAGGAUAUGAAUCAGACUGGAUAUACGGUACUCAAUCCAAAACAAAUGCAGAUGAUGUAUGGAAAGAAGUCGCCUUUUAAGAAUUCAAGACUUUUGAGAAAAUACAAAAAUAUGACGACAGCUGAGAUCCACCGAUCAAUUCAUAAUACUAUUAAGGACGUGGCUGAUGAGAAGUUGAAGUUUGAGGUCCGUCAGAAAGAUAUCGUCCUCUCCCCAAUCCUUGCCACUCCCAUCAUCAACAAUCCCGUUCUAACUUCCCAACCUCUAAUUCUUUCUCCUGCAGUAAUGGUACCUCUCAUCCAAUCUCCAGCUGUAUUCGGAGCAGUUAUUCUAUCCCCAUGGCUCUUCGUUCCUGUGAUUCUAUCUCCUCGUUUAUUGAGUCCAGUCGUUUUAACACCGUUUCUUUUUGCUCCUAUAGUUUUGUCUCCACUCGCUCUUGUCCCUGUCAUUUUAGCUCCCGGUGUCUUCAACCCGUUCAUUUUAUCCCCUCUCGUUCUCUGCCCAUUUGUAUUAUCUCCUCAAGUCAUGACUCCUCUAAUUCUUUCCCCGUUUGCUUUGACGCCAUUGAUUCUGACACCACUGGCUUUAUCUCCAAUUGUUCUAUCCCCGUUUGUUUUAUCUCCACAAGUAAUGUCCCCUCAAUUCGUAACAGGUAUCAUUCUGUCUCCAUAUGCCCUUUCUCCAGCUAUUGAGUCAAAUGGAAAGUUGGUAACCGUAUUUGCCUCUCCGAGUUGGCUCAGCUAA
Molecule: messenger RNA, 2091 nt
Organism: Caenorhabditis briggsae
Lineage: Eukaryota; Metazoa; Nematoda; Chromadorea; Rhabditida; Rhabditidae
Exons: 8
Coding region: 1-2091 (696 amino acids)
Source: RefSeq, a predicted model, not a curated record